AACACGGUCAGAGAUGGAGUGUAGAUGAGAGCAGACAGGUGUCCUGGAGCUCUUCACACAGUAGUCGUGCGGACUAAGGAUCAGACAGGGGUUCAGAUCGCAUCGGCCCGGCUGCUGGAGCUGCAUGCUCGGAGAGGACAGGGGGCCUUUGAGAGUGUUUUGACUGACUCGGCACGAACAGACGCACACCAGGUUUGAGACCAGUGUUAUGAUUCACCGCACAGAGGAGCAGCACCGGCAACUUCUGUCUCACACUAUUCACACUUCCUAGUGGAUCCAUUGUCCUGCAUUCAAGACAAAUCUCCAGCUCCUAGAAACCCCUUCCAACGAGUCUAUGCUAAAACCAAGAACCAUAUAUACCCAUCAUCCUCUACAGCCUGACUGCAGUCUAAGCACUUCAACAGGUACGCCCUCUGCUCGAGUGUGUGUCGGUGUGGUCGGAGCGUGCUUGUGUGUUCAUGCAUGUUGGAUGCAGGUGGAUCACGGAUGCGUCUUCAAGCUCUUCAUCAAGGUUGUGUUUUGUGAGGAGUCUGGACCGCAUCAGCAUUCUGGAUAUAAUUCCGUCCCUGUGGAUACGGACACACAUUAACACAGACACAUCCGACUGCUGUUAAACCUCCGUUUCUGUAUCUGUUCUGGGAUUUUCCACUGAGGAGACAUUAAGACAGGGGAAUGUGGACCCGGGAGAGAACGUGUCUCCAUCUCCUGCAAGAUUCCUUGUGAACCAGCCUCCAUCCUAAAGAGCAGAGAAGCGUUUACUGCCCAAGAAAGAGACUCGUACAGGUUUGGAACAACUUGAGGGUAACCGGUAGGAUGGUAGCAGGGGAAGUGAGUGGGCACAGCUUCCUGGUGGCAUGCUGGCAGCCCAUUCUAAUCUUGAUGCUGGGCACAGUGCUGUCUGGCUCUGCCACGGGCUGCCCAUCACGCUGCGAGUGCAACGCUCAGGAGCGCUCGGUCUUAUGCCACCGCAAGAAGCUGAUGUCCGUUCCAGAGGGAAUCCCGUCGGAAACACGACUCCUGGACCUCAGCAAGAAUCGAAUCAAAACCAUCAACCCAGAUGAGUUCUCUGCCUUUCCGCACUUGGAAGAGCUGGAGCUCAAUGAAAACACCAUCUCGGCCAUUGAGCCCGGCGCCUUUAACAAUCUCUACGGCCUGCAGACUCUGGGACUACGCAGCAACAAGCUGAAGCUCAUCCAGUUGGGAGUGUUCACAGGCCUCAGUAACCUAACAAAGCUGGACAUCAGUGAAAAUAAGAUCGUAAUUCUGCUGGACUACAUGUUCCAGGACCUCUACAACCUGCGCUCUCUGGAGGUUGGGGAUAAUGACCUUGUCUUCAUAUCCCACCGGGCAUUUCAUGGCCUCAGUAGCUUGGAGCAGCUUACGCUAGAAAGGUGCAACCUGACCUCUGUCCCGACAGAGGCCUUCACACAUCUGCACAGCUUGGUUACGCUGCGCUUGAGAAACCUCAACAUCAACAGCAUCAGAGAUUACAGCUUCAAGCGGCUGUACCGUCUCAAAGUCCUGGAGAUCGCCAACUGGCCCUACCUGGAUACCAUGACCACCAACUGCUUGUAUGGAUUGAAUCUUACCUCCCUAACGAUCACUAAUGCAAACUUGACGUCGAUUCCAUAUUUAGCUUUGCGACACCUGGUUUAUCUUCGUUUCCUCAACAUGUCCUACAAUCCCAUCCAGAUGAUCGAGGGCAACCGGCUCCAUGACCUGCUCAGACUGCAGGAGUUCCACCUGGUGGGCGGUCGACUGAUAAUGAUCGAGCCCUACUCCUUCAGAGGACUAAACUACCUGAAAGUCCUCAAUGUCUCCAGCAAUGCCCUUACCACCCUGGAGGAGGCUGUGUUCCAUUCGGUGGGGAACCUAGAGACCCUCGCAUUGUAUGACAACCCGCUGGCUUGUGACUGCCGUCUGCUUUGGGUUUUCCGUCGCCGCUGGAGGCUCAACUUCAACCGCCAGCAGCCGACUUGCUCCUCACCCGAGUUCGUUCAAGGAAAAGAGUUCAAGGACUUUCCUGACGUGCUUCAGCCCAAUUACUUCACGUGUCGCAAGUCUAGGAUCCGUGACCGGAAGCCACAGCAGAAGUUCGUUGACGAAGGCACCACCAUCCACUUUGUGUGUCAAGCGGACGGAGACCCGACGCCCGUCAUCAUGUGGCUUUCCCCACAAAAACAGUUCAUCACCACGAAAACGAUAGGACGGCUCACUGUUUUCCCAGAUGGCACCCUGGAGGUGCGCUACGCUCAGAUUCAGGACAAUGGGACUUAUGUGUGCAUUGCCAGCAAUGCUGGUGGAAAUGACACCGCUUUGGCCCACCUGCACGUCCACAGUUACUCACCAGACUGGCCCAACCAACCCAACAAGACCUUGGCGUUUAUCUCCAACCAACCCAACGACAACGGAGCCAAUGGAACGAGAGCAACAGUCCCGUUCCCGUUUGAUAUAAAGACGCUAAUCAUCGCCACCACUAUGGGCUUCAUCUCCUUCUUGGGUGUGGUUCUGUUCUGCCUGGUUCUGCUCUUUCUUUGGAGCAGAGGCAAAGGCAACAGCAAACACAACAUUGAGAUAGAGUACGUCCCGCGCAAAUCGGACGCUGGGAUGAGCAGCAGCGGCGCCGAUGCCCCUCGGAAAUUUAACAUGAAAAUGAUAUAAUCCAGCCAGGGAGCUCAAAAGAACCCUUUCAAAAACUCAUAAAGACAAAAACAAGAGAUUCCCUGCCUGAACAACCUCUGGCUCUGACGAGCUCCCCAUAGAGGAGGGGUGUUUUUCCCCCUUUCUAAAGAUGGAUGUGCGGCACUGGGGUCGGUGCUUUUGUUCAAUAUUGAACAUGAGAGGGGGAAAAUGUCCUCAAACGCACUCCUCUGUGAUGCCGCUUAAACUCAGCCUACGGGGACCAAUAUCUUUGAGAGAGGAUUUUGUUUUAAAACACUUAAGUUCCUGUGGAUUUUUAUGGGCAAAAAACAUGGAAAAAAAUGAAAAACCGAACCUCCAAAAUGUUUUAUGUUGACCUCUAGAAUGCAAAGGCAGAGCAUCCUUCUCCCUGCUGUCCUGCAUCCUCUUUGUUCGUUUGUUUAUUUGGUUAACCCAUUCAUUUCUUGUUUUCUACUAAAAUGAAUAGUUUUAUGAAAGAAUAACAGUAGAUAAAUCAGGGGUGAAAAGCACAUUUAACGAGCCUAACAGCUGAAUUUCCCCAAAUUCGUCUUCUACAUUGUGUCUAACAACAGAAUGUGGAAUAUAAUAGAUUGCAUUUCCAUUCCUGCCAUAGAAAAUGUGUGUAUAGUGCAACUUUUUACCACACAUUCAUCUGUACUCUGCUGUCUGGUUCUCAUUUUGCUUUCAGAUCCGUAUUUUAAAUGCAUUUGUUGGAUAAGCCAAGGGAAUUUUAUGACUCAAGCAUCUGGAUAAACAAGUACAGGUUGUUUAUUGUUGGAUUAAUGGCUAGGCAAGUGAAAUCAGCGGUAAUUAUGUAACUUUUGUUGUGUGUUUUGCUUUAAUUUUAUAUAGAGAUGAUCACUGUAGCCUGCAGUGAGAAUUUCUGUUUGCCUGGUCAGAUUUUAAACCCAUUUAAUGGCACUGCGGCAUCACAUUUUUAUAUAACAAACUCCCUCAAAGUUUUAUUCGCCUGAGAAGCUAAACCGAGAAUGUACAGCUCUAUCUCAGAGUGUGUAUGUGAGACAGCAAGCGAGUUCGUAACAGAAUCAAUCAUUUCAUCAAAAGGUGAGAGUGUUAAUAUGCUCAACAGCACUCAAUCACCUUUACCUGCUGCGUCUCACACCUGUCUCACACUCUCAGAUCUGUCUCUUGGGUCUUACACCUGUCUUAUGGUUUUAGACUUGUCUUACCGGUCACAGUUCUAGUUUUCUUUACAUUAUAUGAAGCAUUGGUGCCCAAAGAAACCAUUUUAAAGUUAUCCAGCACAUCUAAGGACUUAGAUGGUGCUGGUUUGUUACGAUGACAGAUAUCUAUACUAAGAAUGAGUGCUCUAUGAUAGCGUUGUUUAGCGUCUGUUUCCACAGGCGGAAAUGGCGGCACGUUAUUCACGGCAGGCAACAUUUGUGAAUAAAGAAGUGGGAGUAAAUUGAAAGUAGGCUGUUUGUGCUGACAAGAAAGCACAAUGGUGCAGUGCUAGACAGAGGCUAGUUAAAAUGGAUUGGUUAGUGAGUAUGAAGCAGGUUUUUAAGCUGAAAUGCAAAGGUUUAAUGAAUUCGCUCCACAGCCCAGCUGUGUUUUAAGUGUGUGUUUAAUCUGGGCCAAGCAGGGCAGGUGAUUUCCAUGGAAGGACACUGAGCUGUGUUUAUGCACUGGAUUUUGCUCCGGUGUAGAUGCGUUUCGCCUCGCUAAGUGGUUUGUACUGCUGACUGAGGCUGCAGAUGGAGAAGCUGCACAGAUGGUUUAACCCUUACUGAUCCACUUUAGAGUUAAUCUGACACUUGCACACACACGCACACCUGAAUCUUUCUCUGAUCCUCUGCCUCUGUGGUCUACCUGCUGUUUUCAUCCUAUUACGUCGAAUAAAUCUUUAUAUGACCUCUGCCCUCUCCGACAUUCAGCCCAGGAUGAUGAUGUGCAUUAAUGUGGUCCAUAAUAUUCUUUUAUACUAAAGAAAAAAUGGAAAAAGACCUGAAAAGGUGAAAAAAUCUAGUAUGAAAAAUGUUUAAAUUGUUCUGUGCAAUAAAAGUAAUAUGCAUUUUGUUUUCUUUUUUUUAAUUAACACAAUUUUAUUGAUGUUGAAUUGUUGAAAAUAUGGUAUGUUGUAUUAAACAAUCUAUGGAGAUUUUUUACCAAAAA
Molecule: messenger RNA, 4797 nt
Organism: Ctenopharyngodon idella (grass carp)
Lineage: Eukaryota; Metazoa; Chordata; Actinopteri; Cypriniformes; Xenocyprididae
Gene: lingo1a
Product: leucine rich repeat and Ig domain containing 1a
Exons: 7
Coding region: 814-2661 (615 amino acids)
Cellular component (GO): plasma membrane
Molecular function (GO): protein binding
Source: RefSeq, a predicted model, not a curated record